Molecule: messenger RNA, 1172 nt
Organism: Oryza brachyantha (malo sina)
Lineage: Eukaryota; Viridiplantae; Streptophyta; Magnoliopsida; Poales; Poaceae
Exons: 3
Coding region: 51-740 (229 amino acids)
Biological process (GO): photosynthesis; photosynthetic electron transport chain
Cellular component (GO): extrinsic component of membrane; chloroplast; photosystem II oxygen evolving complex
Molecular function (GO): calcium ion binding
Source: RefSeq, a predicted model, not a curated record
CACGCACCGGCAGCCGCAGCAAGCCAGCAACCGCUCUCUCUCUCUCUCAGAUGAGAAGAAGAACCGUCGCGGCUUUUCGCCGUGUCCGCGUAGGAGAUCAAAUUCAAGGAGGGAGUAGGUUUGCACAAAACACGCGCCCCAACCGUAGUCGUCUCGCCACGGGCGGAUCAGAUUACCAGAAAUUACUCGCGGGGGCCAGAGGAAAGUUACUCGCGGCUUGGGUUUGGUUCGGUUGGGUGGGCGAAGCGAGCGCAAGACGAACUCCCCCUCCUCUUCUGCUGCUGGCUUGCUACCGACGCCGCCGGGCGCCGGACGAACGACGGAGAAGGGCUCGCAGGGAGGAGGGACACCGAACACUUGCAGCGGCUGCAGCUGCAAUGGACCGAGGGGUGGAGGUGAUGGGGUGCGUCUGCCGGAUCAAGAACUGCGCCGUCGAGCUGCUGGCGAUGAAGGAGGAUCUGGUGAUUGGUAUGGACGACGACGACAGGGACUUGUUCUGGGGGGAUCUCCGGCUGAAGACCACCUUCCUUUACAUUGAUCUGAGCCGCGUGAUCUCCUCCGGCGAGAGCGAUGAACGCAGGGAGGCGCUGACCCUGCUCACCAAUAAGCUCUUCUACUUCUUGGAAGAGCUGACCGAUGCGCUGACGAGCGGAGGAAGCGUCUCCUUCACGAAGCUGUGCUACGGCGACGCCGCUCAGGCUCUCCGUGAGGUCGUCGCCUUCCUCGCGCCGCCGCAGUAGCUACCCUGCAUGGUGGGCCCAUGACCCCAGCGCUGCACUGCAAAUCUGAUGCUCUGGAAGAGGAGGGAGAGGCAGAGGCACUUGCAAAGGCAUGAAAACUACCUAAAAAACUUAAUUCUUGUCGAACGAUGAGCGAGUCUAUGACUCGUGUAAGCGUGUAUGUGAGAUGAGCUCGAUCACCUGUGUACAUGCAUGAUGAGAGCGUAUCCAGUUUGGAGCAAAGUAAGAAGAUACUCAUCCCCUCUCCAGCAAAAAAUUCAACACAUCUGUUUUUUUUUUUUGGCUCUUGAAUUUGUCUGCCUCUGCUUGCUUGAUAACAAAGCGUAGGGUGUAUAGUUUUAUGGAGUUCACGUCUUAGACGAGUUACUCAUAUGAUCUGAGCAUCUGACACGGAACGGCACGAUUAUUUGCCCCACAUCUCUAUAAAUACAU